Molecule: messenger RNA, 1379 nt
Organism: Penaeus monodon (black tiger shrimp)
Lineage: Eukaryota; Metazoa; Arthropoda; Malacostraca; Decapoda; Penaeidae
Product: retinol dehydrogenase 11-like
Exons: 10
Coding region: 214-1173 (319 amino acids)
Source: RefSeq, a predicted model, not a curated record
UUGUGUGUUUUUUUUAACGGUAGGUUCAUGUUUGAGCCGCCGUGGUCACAGCAUUGUAAGCGACGUAAAUAACCACAACGCCAGAAACCCCUUGAGAUAACUUGGGAUACGAAGCAGAUAUGCUCAUUUUUUUACUAGUGUGAUCUUAUGGCAGCCCUUCUUCUUCUUACGCUAUGCAGUUGCAGUGGAGAGCUGUUCUGAUAAGUGUACAAGAUGUGGUGGAUUGUACUCGCCUUGCUAGUCCUGAUUGUAAUGGUCAGGGUAUGGUACAGACUGCAAUCAGGGCGCUGCACGUCUCAAAAAAUGUUGGAUGGCAAGACUGUAAUUAUCACAGGUGCCUCUGCAGGUAUUGGUAAAGCCGCAGCAUUUGACCUGGCAAGAAGAAAAGCUCGGGUCAUCCUUGCCUGCAGGAAUUUAGAAAAGGCUCAGAAAGUUGCAGAUGAGAUCAUAAGGGACACAGGAAACACUUCAGUUCUUGUACACAAGCUAGAUACCUCAGACCUUUCUUCUGUCCGAAGUUUUGCACAGGAGAUUGUCAAAACAGAAAAUUCUCUACAUAUUUUGAUAAACAAUGCUGGGAUGGCUGGUCAUUAUAAAAGGGAACAUACAGCUGAUGGCUUGGAGUUAACAAUGGCAACAAACUACUAUGGCCAUUUUCUGCUUACCAAUUUGUUACUGAGUCUUCUGAAGAAAAGUGCCCCGAGCAGAAUCGUCAAUGUGUCUUCCAAAAUGCACGAGUUUUGCGGUAAGCUAGACCCAGAAGACCUCAAUUUCGAGAAGAGUUCUCAUAACAGUUUCACGUCGUACAAUCAGAGCAAACUGUGUAACAUCCUCUUCACACUAGAACUCGCAGACAGGCUUCGUGGCUCAGGGGUUAUAACAAACAGCUUGCACCCUGGAGCUGUGGAUACUGAAAUUGCCCACAAGAUGGGUGGCUUUAUUGGCUACACACAAGCACUUUUGUUCAAGUUGAUGGGAAAGGAUUGUGAACUCGGUGCCCAGACCAUCAUCCACUUGGCAGUUGCAGAAGAAGUUGAAGGCAUAUCAGGGAAAUACUUUGUUGACUGCAAGGAAACAGAGAGUUCCAAGCUGGCUCAGCACAGAGGAAUUGCCAAAAAGCUGUGGCUUGCCAGUGAACUUGAUGUGAAGUUGGAAAAUGAGGAAAUGCAGUAGUCUUAAAGGAGGAACCUACAGCAAAAAAGAUAUAUAUAUAUAUAUAUCUGUAAGUGAAUUGAAAUAUUUAUUUGGCUUAUUGGCUUUGUUGAAAGCAGAGUAAAUUCAGAUUAUAGAAGAUGCAGUAUAUAAUUUCAGAGUAAUCCAGCCCAUGUGAGAUCUUUGCUUUCAUGGUCUUGUAUAUCACAGUAUAACUGUUUGGAAUA